Messenger RNA from Corticium candelabrum, 1276 nucleotides. RefSeq lists its product as uncharacterized. Gene Ontology annotation, molecular function: protein phosphatase regulator activity. Gene Ontology annotation, cellular component: endoplasmic reticulum; protein phosphatase type 1 complex. Lineage: Eukaryota; Metazoa; Porifera; Homoscleromorpha; Homosclerophorida; Plakinidae. Bases 157 to 1056 code for a protein of 299 amino acids. The record is from RefSeq and is a predicted model, not a curated record. The transcript has a single exon. Gene Ontology annotation, biological process: response to endoplasmic reticulum stress.
AUGUAGCGCGCGCUACUGUGUACAAGCGGUACUGUACGCGUGUACUAUCUCUAUUGUCUAGUCUGCGAGCAUGAUUUCAUCUCUCUCUUUCUCUGAAGUUGUCGACGGUGUGAUUUCCUAUCAGUACAGCAACAGAGACGGCGGACAAAAACGGAAAUGGUGGAUGUGGUAAACAACGAGAACCAGGAAAACGCUCCUCCACGAUCGCGACUUCCUAGAGAUUAUUACAGUGUCACGGACCAAGUCAAUGGUAGCCCACUGGUCGGUGUUGAUCUCGCCUCUAUGUUUCGCUUCAACGGCUCUGCUGUGUCAGACGUGAAGACGCUAGGCGUGGGCAGGAAACCUGCAGACUCGACAUCUUCUAUAAACAACAGUGAAUGCCUUCAAUGUUUCCCUGAUAACGUCGACAAUGGGUUGCUAGCCAAUUCUGGAUCUUCCGGUUGCAGUGACUUCUCUGAUGCUUACUGUGUGACGUCGGAUUCCGAACCGGAAGUCCGCACUACGACAUACGGGAACUGCCCCAAACCAGUUAAGUUCUUCGUGGGCUUCGACAGCGACUCGAGUGAGAGUGACGACUAUUUUACAGCUGACGAGUGCAGUGACUUCUCGGAUGAAGAAAGUAACGAAGACGACUUGGGCGAACUCGAUGACGAGGACGAUGACAUUACAUUUUCUGAUGAUUUUCAUUGCUCCUCUAGUUUGCAGAGGUCUUUAUCGAGAUCUCAGAGUUGGAGUGCACCGAACGGCUUACUUCAUAAAUAUCACAGACUUUGUAUACAUCAAAGCCUCUCCGAGUCGAACGUUAUCAAUUUGGCCGAUGGUCCCGAUACGAAGGAGAAAUCAAAACCAAUCAAGUGUGUUCGUUUUCGUGACAAUCCGAAAGUCCAUUGUAUCGUCGCUUGGAACUAUGCGUAUCGGGUGGCACGAAAAGGUCAAUGGGAGAUCAUGGCAGCAGCACGAGACAGAUUCCAGAAAAGAAUCAAGGAGUUUGAGACGGCAUAUGGACACAUAUUUACGAAGGAACAUCACAGCAGACAAUCCGGAGACAGUCAAUAAAAUUCCGCUAAUUAAUUAAUUGCUCUUAAAUUUUAAGGGAGCUUGGCCAAUGGGAUGACACUCGCGUUUAUAAUGACAAACAUAUGAUAGAGUAUAUUUGAUUGGUAUAUAUUUUUUUACAAUAAGACAAGACGUAACACUCGACUGUAUUGCAAUGUUGUAUGUCUUGCUGUGCUACCUAUCAAACACCAUUCUACUCAUGGCAUUGGCACUAUGGCAA